Molecule: messenger RNA, 1159 nt
Organism: Salvelinus sp. IW2-2015
Lineage: Eukaryota; Metazoa; Chordata; Actinopteri; Salmoniformes; Salmonidae
Product: claudin-11
Biological process (GO): bicellular tight junction assembly; cell adhesion
Cellular component (GO): plasma membrane; bicellular tight junction
Molecular function (GO): structural molecule activity
Source: RefSeq, a predicted model, not a curated record
ACACCCCUCUCGCACUGUUGGACCCAGGUGGAACUAUACGACUUAUAACCUCUCCGGAAUGUAUUAGUCAUUUAAUUAGUGAUGAAUUGGUUUUAAUGUAUUUACUCUCUCACAUUUUACUUGGUUCAUUUAUUAGUUCAUGUUUUUCGAAAUUUUUCACAGACCUAUAUUUUGGGUUAGUUCAGAUUUUUCCCCUGGAUUAAAAAAAAUAAUUUUCUUCUUUAAAAAAAAAGAAAAAAGAAAGUGAUUUAUUUUUGAUUGCGCAUCCCUGUGAUAGUGUGUUUCAUGGCACAUGUGUGCAGACAGCUGAGUGGGAGCGUGGCCAGCUUUGCAGGCUGGGUAGGUAUCAUCAUCGCCACGGCCACCAACGACUGGGUGCGCACCUGCGACUACACUGUCACCACCUGUGUGCGCAUGGACGAGCUGGGCGCGCGAGGCCUCUGGGCAGAGUGUGUCAUCUCUCCCUCACUCUACCACUGUGUCACGCUCAACCAUAUCCUCACACUGCCAGGUAUCGCUGUGAUCUCUCUCUACCUCUCCCCUCCCCCUCCAGCAUACAUCCAGACAUGCCGUGCGUUGAUGGUGUGUGGGUGCCUAAUGGGGCUUCCUGCGAUGGGGCUGGUGCUGAUGUCCAUGCCCUGUGUCAGACUCGGAGAUGAGAUCCCCGCUACCAAACUACGCCACGGCAUGGUCGGGGGUGCUCUCACCUUUAUCGUGGCUCUCUGUGGAUUGGUGUCGACCAUCUGGUUUCCUAUUGGUGCUCACGCAGAAGAGGGUCUGAUGUCAUUCGGCAUCUCACUGUACACCGGAUGGGUCGGCUCCGCCCUCUGCCUCCUGGGGAGCUUCAUGAUUUUGUGUUGCUGCGGUGACAACCCCUCGGCAACCCCCCAAAGGCAGCAGAACAGCUACUACUACUCCAGACAGGCAGGGGGCGCCGACACACCCAUCAACCUUGCCGCUACCGCCGUAGUCACGGGCAACCACGCCAAGAGCGCACAUGUAUAAGAAUGUGCAUUUGUGAGAGUUGGAGUUCUAGGCCAACUACAUUGCAGACGUAUGCCAGAUCUAACAACGCCUGCAUAGUUAUUUAACAUACACUAUAUAUACAAAAGUCUGUUAACACCCCUUCAAUUUAGUGGAUUCGGCUAUUUCAGCCACA